UUCUAGCUGUUGCACAGUAACAUCACGAGUGGCUGCUACAAAUACAGCACAUGGUAUCGCUCUGGCAGCAGCUUGUAAACGACGGACACAACCGGACCUCAAACAGUUACUGCAAGUCGUUUGUGUUUGUGAGGAGGCUGUGACUGAAGCGUUGUGUGUUAGUGAGUUUGAGUUGAGGGCUUUAUAAAAAAAAAAACACACACAUACACACACAUUUGUCUGCUUGCAGAAGAGCUAGCAUGUCGUCUGCAACAAAUUCAUCGAAAAGCUGCCCCAUCCCCACCAGGGUGCUCACCCUGAAGGACUGGUCCCAGCUACCCGACUGCUACAGCCAGACACCCGGGGGUACCCUCUUCUCCACCACGCCUGGAGGUACCCGCAUCAUUUACGACAGGAAGUUCCUGUUGGAUUGUCGAAACUCUCCUCUUGCCCGGACCCCCCCAUGCUGUCUGCCCCAGAUCCCGGGGGUAACAGUACCUGCUACACACCCCAUUGGGAAAUUGCAGGAUCUCAAAGAGGAGGCAGAGGAGGAAGAGAAGGACAUUGCAGAUGACAGCCAGUUUGAGAUGGACAUCUGAGCUCCAGUAUUACCUCCUGUGGAGAGUUAUUAGUUAAACCACCUCCAUGGUCAGUGAUGACCGUAAUGCAUUACAUUAUGAAGCUUUUUUUUUUUUCACCUUUUUUUUAAAAAACAAAAGCUUUUGUGAGAAACCAAAACGAAUGGAGGGAAAAGUUAGAAAACUAGGGUGUUUUUGACCCUAAAAAGUGUGUUCGGCAAAGUAAUGGUAUUAAGUGGUUUGAUUGGUUGCUCACUCACUUCAGAGUUGCAGCAGGAUUGAAAAAAUCCAUUUUGAUUUCACUUUUAUAUCUUUUGUAAAUAAGAAAAUUGUACUAUGUAGCCUAUUUUUUAAGUUGGGGAAUAUAAGAUGAUUACAUUAAGACAUGUAAAGUAGGGUUUUUCACUGAUGGCAUCAGUUUUGUUUUAUUUUUUUUCCCCCCAAAAAGGAAGGCAUACUUUCUUUGUCUCCUAACUUGGGGGGUCAGGGCCUACUGAAAAUCAGCUCCUGUUUUCUAUGGAGAGAGAGAUUAAAUGUGAAUAAGUUCAAAUAAAGGCUAUCAAACUGUCAA
Scomber scombrus (Atlantic mackerel) is the source of this 1128-nucleotide messenger RNA. RefSeq names its product eukaryotic translation initiation factor 4E binding protein 3, like (gene eif4ebp3l). The transcript has 3 exons. Gene Ontology annotation, molecular function: eukaryotic initiation factor 4E binding. Gene Ontology annotation, cellular component: cytoplasm. Bases 240 to 578 code for a protein of 112 amino acids. Gene Ontology annotation, biological process: negative regulation of translational initiation. The record is from RefSeq and is a predicted model, not a curated record. NCBI's taxonomy places the organism in Eukaryota, Metazoa, Chordata, Actinopteri, Scombriformes, Scombridae.